AUAAAUAAAAAAGGAUAAUUUAGAUUGGAUGUAAAAAGGAAAUUACUGAUUGAUAGUUAUUGUUGGUAAGAAGGAAGGAAGCAUAUAAUGAAUACUAAUAAGUAAGAAUUAAACCUAGCUAGGUAGGGAGGGAGGCAGUCAUCAUGUCUGGGCUGUAUAAUCCUAACAACAACAACAACAACUUCUCUCCGGUGAGAGCCGCUUCUCCUCAGAUUAGACCCACGGUACCUUCAGACAUGGACAGCCAGUAUCUUUCCGAGUUGCUUGCGGAGUAUCAGAAGCUUGGACCCUUUAUCAAAAUUCUUCCCAACUCAAGUCGUCUCUUGAAUCAAGAAAUAUUAAGAGUUUCUGGAAUGUUGUCCAAUCAAGGUUUUGGAGACUUAGACAGACUACGGCACAGAAGCCCUAGUCCCAUGGCUUCUUCAAACCUGAUGUCAAAUGUCACUGGAACAGGGAUGGGUGGAUGGAAUAGUUUUCAGCAGGAGAGAAUAUGUGGAGCUCCUGGACUGGCAAUGGACUGGCAAGGCACGCCGGCAAGUCCUAACUCAUACAAUAUAAAAAGGAUUUUGCGCUUGGAAAUUCCUGUUGAUACAUACCCCAAUUUCAAUUUUGUUGGAAGACUCCUGGGGCCUAGAGGAAAUUCUCUGAAACGGGUAGAAGCUACUACAGGAUGCAGGGUGUUUAUUAGAGGACAGGGAUCAAUAAAGGAUCCAGACAAGGAAGAAAAAUUGAAAGGAAGACCUGGAUAUGAGCAUCUCAAUGAGCCACUCCACAUAUUGAUUGAGGCUGAUUUACCCGCUAAUAUUGUUGACAUGAAGCUUAGGCAGGCUCGGGAAAUUAUAGAGGAAUUGCUAACACCUGUGGAUGAGUCAGAGGACUUCAUAAAGAGGCAGCAGUUGCGGGAAUUGGCAUUGCUGAAUUCAAAUUUUAGAGAAGAGAGUCCUGGGCCAAGCGGCAGUGUAUCUCCGUUUAAUUCUAGUGGAACAAGUGGAAUGAAGCGAGCAAAAACGGGUAGAUGAAAGGUUGUGUUAGAUGGGUAUUUAGUUUUGCAGGCAGGGAAUAUAUCUGAAUGAAUGCAAUGCAGCUAUGAAAGAAUAGGGUAAACAAUUAUUGGUGGCUAGCAUUUAUGUUGUUAAACAAGAGGGAUGGAUUGGAGAAAACGAUAAAAUAAUAAUGAAUAGGGUUGUUGAGAUGUAUUGGAUUUAUUCAAAUGAUGGAGAUGAAGUUUUGUGGGCAUGUGACAUGUCAAGAGUCUCUUGAGUGGGUUAUUAAAGUAAAGAUUUACAAAUUUAGAAUUGGAUGGAUUCUUUUUAGUUGUUUGUACUUCCUUCCCAAAGGUAGAAUGCAGUGCAGUUGGAACUAUGAAUGAAUGUGAUGCCAUCUGUGUAGCAUUUGUUGCAGUUGGAACUAUGAAUGAAUGUGAUGCCAUCUGUGUAGCAUUUGUUGCAGUUGGAACUAUGAAUGAAUGUCAUGCCAUCUGUGUAGCAUUUGUUGCAGUUGGAACUAUGAAUGAAUGUCAUGCCAUCUGUGUAGCAUUUGUUGCAGUUGGAACUAUGAAUGAAUGUUAUGACAUGUGUGUGGCAUUUUCUGGAAAUAGAUAGUACUUAUGUUUUUA
Messenger RNA from Vicia villosa (hairy vetch), 1615 nucleotides. Its product is annotated as KH domain-containing protein At3g08620-like. Bases 144 to 1019 code for a protein of 291 amino acids. Gene Ontology annotation, biological process: regulation of mRNA splicing, via spliceosome. The record is from RefSeq and is a predicted model, not a curated record. Gene Ontology annotation, molecular function: mRNA binding. NCBI's taxonomy places the organism in Eukaryota, Viridiplantae, Streptophyta, Magnoliopsida, Fabales, Fabaceae. The transcript is spliced from 7 exons. Gene Ontology annotation, cellular component: nucleus.